CUGCCAUCUCUAUUCCAAAACAGGGCAAAGAUCCGAAAGCCACUGGAGCCUCUCAGUGGAGGAGCUUGGUCACCUUAUAGUAAAUAAUAUAUUUUUUGACGGAUAAUUCAGCUGCGACACCCACAAACUAUGGCGGAGUGCGACUGGGACACCGUGACCGUGCUGAGGAAGAAGGGUCCAUCCUCAGCACAGGCUAAAUCCAAGCAGGCUGUCGCUGCUGCUCAGAGACGUGGAGAAGAGGUGGAGACCACCAAGAAAUGGGCAGCAGGACAGAACAAGCAGCACACGGUGACUAAGAACACAGCUAAACUGGACCGUGAGACGGAGGAGCUGCACCACCAGAGAGUGACACUGGAGGUGGCCAAGGUCAUCCAGACAGGCCGCCAAGACAAGGGAAUGACCCAGAAAGACCUUGCCACUAAAAUUAACGAGAAGCCUCAGGUCAUCGCUGAAUAUGAAAGUGGAAAAGCAAUCCCAAACAACCAGAUCAUGAGCAAGAUAGAGAGGGUACUAGGACUGAAGCUGCGUGGGAAAGAAAUUGGACAGCCUUUGGAGCCCAAAACCAAGAAGAAAUGAGGACAAAGCCUCGAAAUCAGCCCAUCCCUCCCCUGCUUGCCCCAGCACCAUGUUAUACCACCACACACUAAAACUCAUUUAUGCUUCUUGCACAAGCUUUUGUGUGAAAAGACACAUGAUCAUGGCAACACAAAUGCAGACCAACAAAGUUUUAAUUGGUCUGGACUGGUUAGUGUACACUUCCCCCUAGUGUUUGAAUACUAUGACACACUAUCUGUAGCAUAAAUGCCUGAGGAUUGUGUUUUUUGCCAUUUAGUGGUGCAAGAGGCAUAAAUCUGCCUUAACUGACUAAACCACCAACCCUUUAGACCCCUUUGACUGUCCUCUGCUCCAUUAUCCCUUUACCUGGGCUGAUCUCACUUAGGUUCUACUCUAGGACCUGGUGCUUCACUGCAUUCAGAAGCUGCAUAAUGAAAAUGUCAAUGAAAAGAUCUUUAAAAUAACAACGAAUGUUGCAAAAUUUAAUAAAUACUAAGCGCUGUGAUUAUUUUGCUAAAUGAUUGUUUUGGCAUGAAUCCUUUUUUCCCAUUGGAAGUUUGGAGACCAUACAUCUGAACUUCUUCACUUGCGUUGUUAUAAUAAAGUUAUUUAAAAGUA
Messenger RNA from Pygocentrus nattereri (red-bellied piranha), 1173 nucleotides. RefSeq names its product endothelial differentiation-related factor 1 homolog. Bases 130 to 576 code for a protein of 148 amino acids. Gene Ontology annotation, molecular function: DNA binding. The record is from RefSeq and is a predicted model, not a curated record. NCBI's taxonomy places the organism in Eukaryota, Metazoa, Chordata, Actinopteri, Characiformes, Serrasalmidae. The transcript is spliced from 5 exons. Gene Ontology annotation, cellular component: nucleus.